This is a messenger RNA of Ilex paraguariensis (yerba mate), 523 nucleotides long. Lineage: Eukaryota; Viridiplantae; Streptophyta; Magnoliopsida; Aquifoliales; Aquifoliaceae. The record is from the annotation of a GenBank genome assembly.
AUGGCUAUCGCUACCACUACCGCUUGGAAACCUAAAAACCUCCCACAGAAGCCUGAAGAUUCCAGAAGUGCGAAGGAGAAAUCCAUUAUUUCCACAGUUGAGUUUGUUUCUCCUGAACUCCCUACAAUUAGUGCUAUUGCAGAUGCCAAUCCCAUAACCUCUACACAAGCACAAGAGCAGCAAAUCACUCAAAAUCUCUUAGAGGUUUUGCCUCCAUCCCAAAAUGAACAAGAUUCCCAGCAAAAUAGAGAAAAAUACCUUGCCAACAAGGAGUUCGUUGGUGUGGGGACCGUAUAUAUCGGAGGUGUCGAGGAAGGUGACGCCGGUGUUGAUGGCGUGGUGGAUGAGUUUGAUCAUUUCCUCUUCUGGCUUGGGAGAACCAUGGUUAAAGGUCAAUCCCAUGCAGCCCAGUCCCUGUUUUGAUACCUCAAAACCUUGUGAACCCAGUUUUAUUCUAGGCACUGUGAUUGCCAUUUCCUUUCUUCGUUCAAGCUUCUUCAACUCUGUGUGUGUGUGUGUGUGU